CUAUCACAGCACAGAUCUGCAUUCAAUCUGCACACCAUCUAAAACUAACUUUCCUGCUCUGUGUCCAACAACAUCCGACAUUUUGCCCCGGUAGCCUUGAUGAACCCGGUUCCUUCGGCUCAGCUCUGGAUCGUUUGGAUCCUGGAGGAAGUUAAAGGCGACGCGUUUUGCAGAUCACCAUUCUACAAAGACUGAAGGCCUGAAUCCUUUCAGUCAUGGCGUCAUGUGGAGGCUCAGAUGCUCCCACUGCAGAUGAGAGGGGCGUCCCCUUGGAUAUCGAUGAUAUCCACAUGCUACUGCAAGUGGAACAGGAGCAGGUUCAAAAGAGGACAUUCACUAACUGGAUCAAUGCUCAACUUUCUAAGAGGAGCUGUCCUUCCUUGGUGCAGGACCUAUUUUCAGACCUCUGUGAUGGAGCUCGAUUGCUGGACCUGCUGGAGGCCAUGAGUGGCCAACACUUGAAACGUGAGAAAGGCCAUGGACUUUUUCAGCAGAGGGGAAAUGUUGAAACGGCUUUGAACUUCUUAAAAAAUAAAUCGAUUAAGCUGGUCAAUAUAAACAUCCCGGAUAUCAUAGAAGGGAAACCGUCCAUCAUUUUAGGCCUUGUAUGGACCAUUAUUCUACGCUGUCAUAUAGCAGAGUUAGCCAGCACACUCUCCUUUGGUUCCCGUUCCUCCUCUCUGGAUUCCCUGUCCAGUGUGGAUUCGGCUCCUGGAACCCCUGUACGAGGCAGCCCUGUUCCACAGAGAGCAUCACCCCUCCAUACACGCUUUCGUCUGUCUGCUAAAAAGGCCCUGCUCCUGUGGGUGCAAGACCAGUGCCAGAAAGUGGGCUCCUCAGUCAGUGUAAAAGAUUUCAAAUCGAGCUGGAGGAGUGGUGUUGCCUUCCACAUUAUCCUCUGCUCCUUGAGGCCAGACCUAGUGGAUCUCUCCCUAACUGAGACAAGGAGCAACCUUGAAAACUUAGAGGAGGCAUUUCGCAUAGCUCAGCAAGAACUGGGAAUACCCAGACUACUUGAACCUGAGGAUAUUGAUGUUAGUCACCCAGAUGAGAAGUCCAUAAUGACAUAUGUAGCCCAGUUCCUGCAGUACUCCAACGAUAUGCCCUCAGUUGAUGAUCUUGAGGCAUCACCCAGUCAGAAGGUCAGAGAGAUGACUUGUUGGCUUCAGCGAGCCUAUCAGGAACUGUUGGACAUGUGGUCCUCCACAGAGAGAGAGGGGUAUAGCAGACGGUAUCAGGAGUUCCAGAUCUUUGUGAGGUCGUUCUAUGAGCAGCGGCGUCCGGUGAUUCCUAUGCUGAGCGCAAUGAAACGUAGCACCAAUCUCAGUGAGGAACAGGUUGCCCUAAGACAGGCUUGGGACAAUAUGGAGGACAGGUUACAGAGAUGCAGAACUGAACUGGAUGCAGCUUUGCCUGAUCCUUUACACACUUUGGCUCAGUGGCUACAGAGAAUCGAGGCAGUACUGGCUGAGGAACAGGGCGACCCUGAAGACCACGCAAGUGCAGCCCGAAAUGCCAGAGACAAGCAACAGCAGCUCAAGGCAUUGAUGGCAGAUAUGAGUGGCCACUUGGAUACACUUCAUUUGUUCCACAACACAGAUGAUGAUGAUGGUGGUUCCUCUCAGGUUCCUGCUGAAAAACUUGAUGAACUCAAGAGACGUUUCACCAAUGCCAGAGUGACAGCAAAGUACCAUGGCAUCAAGUUGGAGUACUGGGAGCACUGGCACAAUGUCUGUGAGCUUUUAAGCCAUCUCAAGAGCAAGUUGAAUAUCUGGAGAGGACCGUAUGGCUCUCAGGAGUCUGUGCUGUACCUGCUGCAGGACUGGGAUGAUACCAUAGAGAAGCAAGGCCUGGUGUCCAUAUUAAAGGCAGCGCUCCACAAGCUGAAAGAGACUGCCAGCAUAUACACUGGCAAGGCAGCCCUGUCAGAGGACUCUGGGACAGUGAACCGACAGGUGAAGGAGGCCGAGAGCGAAGCAGCAGUGAGCGCAGAAGAAGCACACACUUUAAGGGGCACCGUGGACCGUGUGCUGGUGGCGUGGGAGUCAUACAAACACUGCUUACACUCACUACAGGUCUUCUUGGGACAGUCACAGGCAGGGAACAAGGCCCCUGAUAGCCUGUCCGAAUGGAGCUCUCUCCAGGCCCAGCUGAAUGAAGCAGGAAACUUUUUGACUGAGGUGACAGACAGCUCCACCAGCUCUUCUGUAGCAAAUGAGCUUGGUAAACUCAACAGAAGAUGGGCAAGCUUCAUCAAAAAGACCAAGUUUGCGGUGCCAUCGCAGCAGCUUAGCAGCACAGCCCCGUGCGCUCAGGAUGCGCAACGCUUAUUGCAGGAAGCAGGCUGGACACUGAGAGAGGCCAUGGAGGUGUCUUCUGAAGCACUGCACACAUACAGGAAGAGACUACAGGCCAUGGCAAAGAAAAUUUCAGACUUAGACCUGGACCUGUUAUCUCCAUCUCCAGGAUUUAGUGAAGAGUCAUUGCAGAAGCUUCCAGAGAUGAGGCAGGCUUUGGGCAAGGCAGAGCAGGCAUGUGGGGCGCUGCAGAAGACAACAUCUCAGCUGGAGGGUAGGCUUGCUGAGUUGGAUUGUUGGACCAACGAGGCCAUGGAAGUUUGCCAACAUUUGAAAGAAUGGCAACACAAGGGCCACCCAGGGCCUCACCCUAGAGCCAAAUCACUGAUUAGCAAAGGGCUGCAGCUGGAGGCACAGUUAGUGACGGAAGGACAGGAUUUGCAAGCUUUGCUGGAAAAACUGCAAGAGAACGCCACCCUGCCCUUUCUCAGUGUGCAUGCCCUACAGGAAAGAGUGAAACACAUUGUCAAAAACUCUAAGGAGAUCAGAGAGAUGCUUAAUUCUACAGCAGUAAAGCACAAGGGAGAAACUGAAGCUGAUCAGCCACUUCCAAAAGUUAUUGUUCGUUCUUACAAUGUACCAGAGCCCCAAGCAGGAACCUUCCAGGAAUAUGAGACUCAUACCUCCAAACCUAAGAAACCCUCUUGGAAGACACGAAAACAAUCCCAGCACCAACAGCGUCCUGGUUGUUCUCAGCAGACAGCCAAAACUGGCAUUAAGCCCAAGGUGCAUUCUCAGACUGAUCCUCAAUAUCAGCAACAUGUUCAGCUUGGUGUUCUUCCAAGAGCUCAAGAUAUAGAGAUCAUACAGAACGAAGCUUUUUUGACAUAUCCCCCUGAAAAAAAGAUGCAGCUGGAGCUUCAAACUGAGGAUCAGGAAUUAACUGGACACCUGAGCCAAAGCAGGACAAGGACCUCAUCAGAAAGGCCUGAGUGGUUAUUAGAGUCACCCAGCAGUAGUGUCAUUCAGUCAGUUACCUUGCACCAACAUCCUGCCUCUGAAUCUAAAUCCAAGUGUCAAGCUGUGAGUGCUAACCCUAACCCACAACAGCACCAUGGGCCCUUGGCCAAGGCUCAUAGCCUUCCCCAGUCCCUGGAGACAUCACACACGCAUGUCAAGACACCAGCAGAAGCUCAAAUUCAGCUGCAUGCUCAGGGAGGCACGCAGAGACACACCCAGCUUGGUAGAUCACCUCACACUCCACAACAAGCCCAGGCUUGGCCCAAAGUUCUCAGCCCUUGCGUACAUCAGAGACAACAAGGCCAAGGUAGCGGCCCAAACACUCGCCACGUCCCUGGGCGGGGCGAGGUGUUUUCCCGAGCUCAGGCUAUGGCUCGGAGCAGGAUGAACAAGGCCAAACAGCAUCUGCAUCAACACAUAGAGGAGGUCAUCACCAUAUUCAGCAACCGAAUCAUAUCUAAAGAGCAGGCUGGGAGGAAGCAGGGUGCACUACGAAGGCUUCAUCCAGCUGUGUUAGACGAAUUCCUAGGAGCUGUAGAAGGUGUUGGAGCCUUCUGUUCUGAAGCUCAGCUCCAAGACCUGGAAAGACUUUCUCAAUCUGUCAGGGCUCAGUGGGAGGAUGUCCGUUCAGCAAUAGAGUCCUUUCUGCCUGAGUUGUGGCGAGAGGUUGAGCGAAGGCAGUCAAUUAAUGUGGCUCUUUUGAGGCAUGACAUAGACACUAACACAGAAAUCCCAGCCUGUGUUUCAGACCAAGUGUGCAGUGAACAGGCAUGUUCUUUAGCAGUGGAGCCUCAAGAGCGUCUGGAUGCACUUUGCGAGCUCAGUAAUACUCUGAGAUCCCCAGUAAGCUCCUCUAUGACCACCACUCAGUUGAUGGAGUGUGGCGGAAAAGUGGAGACUGUCCGCUACCAAGUUAUUCCAAGCAGCAACACAGAACCAUACCAGCGCCGGGAAGGAGCGCUAAGGAAAGAACCUGAGGUUCAUGCUGAAGAAACGCUAAGCCAAGCUUAUCCACAGGGCAUUGUACAUACUAACAGGGUGGAGACCAAACAGACAGUAGAGAGGACGGUCAUUCACACUGUGGAAAAACAGGAAGGGGAGGAGUCCCUACAGGAAGCUCAUAGCAGUUACGCGGCUGCCCAUUCAGCAUUCAAACAGCAGCUGCAGAUGAACAAUGAGCAGCUGAGCGCAGAUUUCUUUAGAGGCUCCAGCAUCUCAGCUGUUACCAUGAACAAACACCUCCAAGAUCUCCAGAUCCUGAGGCAGCAGACAGAGGCUUUAUGGUUUGAAUUUGAGCUCCAGAGCGCUUCACAGAUGGAGGAUGGCUGCAGGAUUGAAACAGACAGAGCAGAGCUUAUCGAGCAGUGGAGAAGACAGCAGAUCCGCCUUCAUGCCAGGAUGAGGUCACUCAGGAGUGCUUUGGAGUUGUUGGAGCCAACUGAUAUCCGUAUCAAGCAGAUCUCUGAUCAGCUGGAUCAGGUUGUUAGAAAAACUUUGGACAUCACAGGCUUUGCCCUCACUGAUUUCACAACAGUGUAUGGAGAUACAAAGCUGGUGGGGGAACAAAUUCAAAGAGAACUGCUGCUCCUUUCUGAGAAAGAGAAAAAAGUGGCCAUAUCUGAAGGCCUGACUGAGACUGAGCUUCAAGCCCGUCUGCCACUACAGCAGAUCAUCCAGAGCUGUACACAGUGCCUGCAGCCGCUAAACCAUCGACUGGCUGGAACACAGUCAGUGCUCGAUGCUCUGGAACACUUCCUGAGUAGUUUACAACAGCUCAGUGGCGAGGUUUCCACAGCAGACAGCACAUCUUCAUCUCCAGCACGGGACUCCGUUUCUAUCAGACAGAAGCUUCAGCAGGCGACAGAAGAAGCUGCACAGAUUGAUCGCAUGCUUAAGGAUGCUGGGAUGAGUGUGACUCUGGACAAGAAGCCAGGCAGCUGUCAAGAUUUGGUGUCCAGGUGUGCAACAGAGAUCAAGGCUCUGGAAAGGAAAGGAGUGCAGAUGAGCAAAGAAGAGGAGAAGAAGGAGCGGAUGCUGAGGAAGAAGAGGAAAGCCCUGCAGGCCACACUGAAUGAGGUGCAGGGAUCAAUGGAAAGACAGGGCCUGAAGGAGCCCACUCUUCCUGCCCUGCAGCACAGGUUGCGAUGUUUGACGGACAUAGAGAGUAAGCUAGCUGCUGUGCACUCAGACAUCCAGAAUCUGCGGGACAUAUCUGCUCAGACAAACACGUCAGAAGAAGGCCUCAGAGCGCUGGAGCUCCAGUGGGAGGAGAUCCACAAAACACUCAGCGACAGUCAAGAGGAAUGCCUUUCCUUAACCGAGCUGCUGAAGAGAUUUCAGAGCUGCCGUGCCCAUCUGAACAUCACCCUGCAGAAUAGUGAGCAGAUUAUAAGUGAACAGGCCUCCUACAUGAGCAAAGAAAAUCUUCAGCGCCUCAUCACCAGGGUAAACGGCAUUAAAUCAGACCUGAGUGCUCUUGGAGAUGGCGUGGAGGAGUUUAGAGCUGUGUGCAGGCAGCUGCACUCUCAGAUGCGAAAUAUCCCAGACUGUCCAGAUGCUCCAUUCGAGAGUGAGGCGGAUAUACUCAUGGACCGCUGGCUAGACGUGAGCGAGAGGACAGACUGCCAUUUUGAGAAUCUACAGAUUGGGCUAUCGCUGUGGGAUAAGCUUCUCUUGUUAGCUCACGAGGUGGACAGCUGGACCAGCAACAAACUGCAGACAUUUGCUCAGUCACACCCAUUUCAGACAGAACAGGAGGUUCUAGAUAUGCAGGAGGAGCUGAGGAUACAGGAGGAAAAUGUGGAACGUUUCCAUCGCAGGUCUGCCGAGAUCAAGGAGAUUCUGCAUAGCAGUGAACCCCCCCUGGAGCUACAGGUGAUUGAGAGUCAGCUGAGGAAUAGAAUGGAGGAAGUCAAGGAGCUCUUCACUGAAACAAGUGACGUCUUUAGAGAACUGGUGGCUGCGAAGGCUCAGCUCACAACCAGGAUGACAGAGUGCAUGUCCUCCAUACAGAUGAUUAAAGAUGCCCUGAGCACACUUGAUGCAUCUGAGGGCUCGCAUCUCAUCCAGGAUAUCCAGGUCUUAUCAGAGAAACUACAGCUAGAAAGUGAGCAGGUAGAUACUCUGAUGCAGCAGGUCGGUUUGUUGGCUAAAGUGGCCAGCCCAGAGAGCUUGCGGUCUCUUACCGAGGAUGGAGCACAGCUACAGGAAAACAUCUCUGCAGUCAAAGAUAUGAUCAGCCUGAAGAGAGAAGAAGCAGAGAAGCUCAGUAAGCCACAACAGGUCAAAAAGGCUCAAGUCACAAAGUCAGAGGAUCUUCAUACCCAAGCUACAGUUCAGAAGGUCCAAGAUCCUCCACCAAAGAAAUGUGAUUUCAGCAACACUCAGGGAAAGCAUGAAGACUUCCUUAAAGAUUUGCAGAACUUCAGACACCUGGCGGAAAGAACCAAAGACUGGCUUAAAAUAUUACAGCAGUCGGUUGACACUCAGGAAACAGAUACUCAAAACAUCCCUGCUAAGACUAAGGAGAGACUGCAGGAACUGCAGGUGGUGUUGGACCUGAGGGCUGAAGGAGACAGCAGGUUGGAGAACCUGAAGGUCAGAGGUCAGGCACUGCUUCAGAGACACGGUGAGAGAGGGGAAAGAGACUUGCAGGAUGUCCUCUGCAUGGUUGGGGACGCAGAGCGCCAGUGGGAUUCUGUUUUGCAGUCUGCAAUUGAGCAGCACAGGCUUCUACAGGGUGUUAUGGAGCACUUCUCCUCCGGUCAGCACCAGCAACAGCAGGUUGAGACCAGGCUUCAGGAGCUCCAAGAGCAAAUUGCAGCCCUACCUUUGCUUUUUCCCUGGCCAGGCUUGAAUGAGAAGAAGGCAGUUAUGGAGCAGGCUCAUUGCCUUCUGGAGAAAGCCAAAGCCCUGGACUCUGAAGUUACAGCACUGAAAUUUGAGAUGAAGGAGCAGGCCCAGUUAACAAAAGACCAAAGCUGGACUGAUCUGCCAUGGGAUAGUCUGGAGAACAGUGCCUCCAGCUUGGUCAAACAAAUCAGUGAUGUAUGUGGUGGUCUGGAUGAGAGCAUUCACAGAGAAAGGCACUGUAGCCUCAUGCUGAAGCAGUGCACUGAAACCCUGGACACUUUGCAGAAGGAAAUGCUCAUGCCUCCACAGAAAAAGAGUCAGGAGUCUCAAUUGGACACUCUAGAAGCCUUGUUUCAAGAUCUGGGGCAUGAAGGGAAGAAUCUACAUGAAGUUGAAAUACUGAAAUCUUCUCUGCUGAGGAGUUGCACUCCGGAAGGUCAGACGACCCUGUCUCAGGAUGUCCAGACUCUGCUCAAUAAGCAGACAAUGCUUGAGGAGGUCAUUCAGAAAGAGCUUGACCAUUUCCAAAGCCAAAAGACAGGAGAAACUGACUUUCAAGCAUCGACAAGAGAAGAGGAAAAUAUAAAACGCAGUAAUGACAUUACUCUAGAGGGACUGCAGUCAUCCGCAGUUAUGGAAUCAGUACAACUAGUCCAGACUGGAAAUGCUCUUUCUCCACACAAAUUCACUGUUGGUGCACAGAGUUCCUCUGGAGAUGCAGAUGUGUCAAGUCAACAGCCUUCUACAUUACACAUGGACAGUAGUACUGGGACUGCAAAAGUCUGUAAAACCGUUCUGGAUGCUGAUCAGUCUAUACUGAAACCUGACUCAGUGGCAUCUCCCAUACCCAGAGAUGCUAAUGAAUUCAGUUCUGACAAUCCCACUGACUAUGCAACAGAGUCUCCAUUAGAAACACCAAAAAGUGAACAACAACCCAUGAAGUCAUUGGGCAAUCUAGAAAAAAUUAAACUGACAAAACUUACAGAAUCAACACAAACAGGUCAGAUUGAAAAUGCUCAUCCUCAAGAACUCCAAGCCUCUGUUUGUGCAGAAAGUUCCACUGGAUAUGCAGAUUUGGCAAGUCAAAAACUUCUGACCUUAUCAGACAGGGAUAUUACAGAUAUGGAUGGGCAGCAAAAUCAGGAAGUUGAUAGAAGAGAAGAGAUUAAUGAUAGAUCUGUUGUAUUUUCAGAUCAGCACAGACAACAGACACAUGAGAUACCAAUCCCAAAUGACAAAAAUGAACCUGAUCCAGAACAGGCAAAAUCAAAAGAAGACACUAUUAGUUUGACACAGGGGAGUGAAAACACACAAGGAGAAGUUGAGUUUUCAGAUACUACAGUAGCCGAGGUUCUUGACAUUUGUAGAACAGAAACAGACUCGUUGAGUGAGAUACCUGAUGAAAACCAACCUGACGCUUUUAUGGGACACAUGGACAAUGACAACCAAAGUAGUCCUGGUGCUGCAAAAGUUUGUCCCAUCUUUCUGGAUGUUGAUCAACCUGCAUUUAAACACGAGCACCACCAGUCAGCUUAUGAUAAUGAAUUUGGUCCUGAAAAUUCUACUACUAAAUCGCGGGACUUUAAAUCAGAAGGAACCAAUUCUAACAAGGAUCAAAUGCAGUCAAUGGACAGUCUAGAGGAAAUGCAGUCGACCGAACAAACAGAAUCCGUGCAACCGAGUCAGACUGAAAAUGCUCAUCUUAAACAAAUCCAAACCCCUGCUGGUACAGAAGAUCCCUGCGGAGAUGUAGAUGUGUCACAUCCUCAAGCAUCUACAUCAUCAGACAGAGAUUCUGUAGAGGCAGAUGUGCUGCAAAUUCAGGCAGGUCAUACAAAAGAACCUGAUGCCAUAUCCAUUUCCUGUGAGCCAAAUGCUUCAUCUGUAGAUCAGGACAGAAAAGAGAGACAACAGAAAGCAAUUGGAAAUGGUAAAAGCACAAAUGAACGGGACACUGAACGGGCCAAAGCAAAAGAUGGCCGUUAUUCCAAGCAUUCCAGGUCUAUUAAGAAAGGAAAGAAAACCAAGAGAGGACCGAACACAGAUCAGACAAAUACUAAAGAAGACAGGAAGAGUGAAACAAUGUCCAAACAAAUCCGUGAAGGCAGCUCUGUACAUCAUCAGACAACGAGCACAAAACAUCUCGAUGCUACAGACACAACACAAGGAUCAUUCACAGAAGUGGAUGUGCUGCAAAAUCAGCGAAAUGAUACAACAAAAGAUCCUGAUAGCAGAAGUGUUUCUUAUCAGCUAGAAUGUGACACAGAAGACAGACAAGAGACAGCAAACCCAAUUUCCAAAAUCACAAAAGAACCAGAAAGUGAACAGACAAAAGCAGAAGAGGACACCAUCAAUUUCAGACAAGAAAGUGAAUACACACACAGGGAAAGUGAUAUUUCACAUGAUCCAGCAAAAGAAGGUCUUCGAAUUUCUAUAGCAGAAAUGGAACAAGAGCAGGCAAAUAUCAAAGAAGAUAAUAUGAUGUCCAGACAGGGAAUUGAACCCGCACACAGCGAAGCUGAUAUUUCUCAUGGCCCAAUAUCAGAAGUUGUUGAAAUUUCCACAACAGAAAUUGACUUGUCGAAUCAGACACCUGAUGCAACCGAGUCUGAAUCGAGGACAGUACAUAUGGACAGUGACAACCAAAGUAGCACUGGGACUGAGACAGUCUGUAAAUCCAUUCAGGAUGUUGAUCAGCCCAUGCUGAAACCUGAUGGGCAGCAGUCAGUGGAAACUCCCAAAGGUGGAGAGGCUAAUGAGUUUAGUUCUGACAAUCCCACUGACAAUGCAAUAGAUUCUAAAUCAACAACAACCACAAACAUUCAAGGUGAUCUUUUGAAAUCACUGGGCAGUCUGGAGAAAAUUCAAUCAAGUCCACUUACACAAUCAUUGCAAAUAUGUCAGCCUGAAAAAAUAUAUUCUCAGGAAGUCGAAGUUCCUGUUUGUGCAGAAAGUUCCACUGGCGAUGCAGAUUUGUCAAGUCAACAAACUUCGCAUAUUACAGACAUGGAUGUGCUGCAAAAUCAGGACAUUGAUACAGUAGCUGAGAUUAAUGUUAGAUCUGUUCCCUAUGAAAAAUCUCCUGAUCAGCACCAACAACAAGGGCAAGAGAAGGCAAUCCCAAGUGACAGAACUGAAGCAGAUUCAGAACAGGCAAAAUCAAAAGAAGACACUAUUAGUUUGACACAGGGGAGUGAAAACACACAAGGAGAAGGUGAUUUUUCAGAUACUACAGUAGCUGAGGUUCUUGACAUUUGUAGAACAGAAACAGACUCGUUGAGUGAGAUACCUGAUGCAAACCAACCUGACGCUUUUAUGGGACACAUGGACAAUGACAACCAAAGUAGUCCUGGUGCUGCAAAAGUUUAUACCAUCAUUCUGGAUGUUGAUCAACCUGCAUUUAAACACGAGCACCACCAGUCAGCUGAUGAUGAUGAAUUUGGUCCUGAAAAUUCUACUGCUAAAUCACGGGACUUUAAAUCAGAAGGAACCAAAUCUACCAAGGAUCAGAUGCAGUCAAUGGACAGUCUAGAGGAAAUGCAGUCGACCGAACAAACAGAAUCCGUGCAACCGAGUCAGACUGAAAAUGCUCAUCUUAAACAAAUCCAAACCCCUGCUGGUACAGAAGAUCCCUGUGGAGAUGUAGAUGUGUCACAUCCUCAAGCAUCUACAUCAUCCGACAGAGAUUCUGUAGAGGCAGAUGUGCUGCAAAUUCAGGCAGGUCAUACAAAAGAACCUGAUGCCAUAUCCAUUUCCUGUGAGCCAAAUGCUUCAUCUGUAGAUCAGGACAGAAAAGAGAGACAACAGAAAGCAAUUGGAAAUGAUAAAAGCACAAAUGUACGGGACACUGAACGGGCCAAAGCAAAAGAUGGCCGUUAUUCCAAGCAUUCCAGGUCUAUUAAGAAAGGAAAGAAAACCAAGAGAGGACCGAACACAGAUCAGACAAAUACUAACGAAGACAGGAAGAGUGAAACAAUGUCCAAACAAAUCAGUGAAGGCAGCUCUGUACAUCAUCAGACAACGAGCACAAAACAUCUCGAUGCUACAGACACAACACAAGGAUCAUUCACAGAAGUGGAUGUGCUGCAAAAUCAGCGAAAUGAUACAACAAAAGAUCCUGAUAGCAGAAGUGUUUCUUAUCAGCUAGAAUGUGGCACAGAAGACAGACAAGAGACAGCAAACCCAAUUUCCAAAAUCACAAAAGAACCAGAAAGUGAACAGACAAAAGCAGAAGAGGACACCAUCAAUUUCAGACAAGAAAGUGAAUACACACACAGUGAAAGUGAUAUUUCACAUGAUCCAGUAAAAAAAGGUCUUCGAAUUUCUAUAGCAGAACAGGAGCAGGCAAAUAUAAAAGAAGAUAAUAUGAUGUCCAGACAGGGAAUUGAACCCGCACACAGCGAAGCUGAUAUUUCUCAUGGCCCAAUAUCAGAAGUUGUUGAAAUUUCCACAACAGAAAUUGACUUGUCGAAUCAGACACCUGAUGCAACUGAGUCUGAAUCGAGGACAGUACAUAUGGACAGUGACAACCAAAGUAGCACUGGGACUGAGACAGUCUGUAAAUCCAUUCAGGAUGUUGAUCAGCCCAUGCUGAAACCUGAUGGGCAGCAGUCAGUGGAAACUCCCAAAGGUGGAGAGGCUAAUGAGUUUAGUUCUGACAAUCCCACUGACAAUGCAAUAGAUUCUAAAUCAACAACAACCACAAAAAUUCAAGGUGAUCUUUUGAAAUCACUGGGCAGUCUGGAGAAAAUUCAAUCAAGUCCACUUACACAAUCAUUGCAAAUAUGUCAGCCUGAAAAAAUAUAUUCUCAGGAAGUCGAAGCUCCUGUUUGUGCAGAAAGUUCCACUGGCGAUGCAGAUUUGUCAAGUCAACGAACUUCGAUGUCACCUGUAACGCACAUUACAGACAUGGAUGUGCUGCAAAAUCAGGACAUUGAUACAGUAGCUGAGAUUAAUGUUAGAUCUGUUCCCUAUAAAAAAUCUCCGGAUCAGCACCAACAACAAGGGCAAGAGAAAGCAAUCCCAAGUGCCAGAACUGAAGCAGAUUCAGAACAGGCAAAAUCAAAAGACGACACUAUUAGUUUGACACAGGGGAGUGAAAACACACAAGGAGAAGUUGAUGUUUCAGAUACUACAGUAGCCGAGGUUCUUGACAUUUGUAGAACAGAAACAGACUCGUUGAGUCAGAUACCUGAUGCAAACCAACCUGACGCUUUUAUGGGACACAUGGACAAUGACAACCAAAGUAGUCCUGGUGCUGCAAAAGUUUAUACCAUCAUUCUGGAUGUUGAUCAACCUGCAUUUAAACACGAGCACCACCAGUCAGCUGAUGAUGAUGAAUUUGGUCCUGAAAAUUCUACUACUAAAUCACGGGACUUUACAUCAGAAGGAACCAAAUCUACCAAGGAUCUGAUGCAGUCAAUGGACAGUCUAGAGGAAAUGCAGUCGACCGAACAAACAGAAUCCGUGCAACCGAGUCAGACUGAAAAUGCUCAUCUUAAACAAAUCCAAACCCCUGCUGGUACAGAAGAUCCCUGUGGAGAUGUAGAUGUGUCACAUCCUCAAGCAUCUACAUCAUCAGACAGAGAUUCUGUAGAGGCAGAUGAGCUGCAAAUUCAGGCAGGUCAUACAAAAGAACCUGAUGCCAUAUCCAUUUCCUGUGAGCCAAAUGCUUCAUCUGUAGAUCAGGACAGAAAAGAGAGACAACAGAAAGCAAUUGGAAAUGAUAAAAGCACAAAUGUACGGGACACUGAACGGGCCAAAGCAAAAGAUGGCCGUUAUUCCAAGCAUUCCAGGUCUAUUAAGAAAGGAAAGAAAACCAAGAGAGGACCGAACACAGAUCAGACAAAUACUAACGAAGACAGGAAGAGUGAAACAAUGUCCAAACAAAUCAGUGAAGGCAGCUCUGUACAUCAUCAGACAACGAGCACAAAACAUCUCGAUGCUACAGACACAACACAAGGAUCAUUCACAGAAGUGGAUGUGCUGCAAAAUCAGCGAAAUGAUACAACAAAAGAUCCUGAUAGCAGAAGUGUUUCUUAUCAGCUAGAAUGUGGCACAGAAGACAGACAAGAGACAGCAAACCCAAUUUCCAAAAUCACAAAAGAACCAGAAAGUGAACAGACAAAAGCAGAAGAGGACACCAUCAAUUUCAGACAAGAAAGUGAAUACACACACAGGGAAAGUGAUAUUUCACAUGAUCCAGCAAAAGAAGGUCUUCGAAUUUCUAUAGCAGAAAUGGAACAAGAGCAGGCAAAUAUCAAAGAAGAUAAUAUGAUGUCCAGACAGGGAAUUGAACCCGCACACAGAGAAGCUGAUAUUUCUCAUGGCCCAAUAUCAGAAGUUGUUGAAAUUUCCACAACAGAAAUUGACUUGUCGAAUCAGACACCUGAUGCAACUGAGUCUGAAUCGAGGACAGUACAUAUGGACAGUGACAACCAAAGUAGCACUGGGACUGAGACAGUCUGUAAGUCCAUUCAGGAUGUUGAUCAGCCCAUGCUGAAACCUGAUGGGCAGCAGUCAGUGGAAUCUCCCAAAGGUGGAGAGGCUAAUGAGUUUAGUUCUGACAAUCCCACUGACAAUGCAAUAGAUUCUAAAUCAACAACAACCACAAACAUUCAAGGUGAUCUUUUGAAAUCACUGGGCAGUCUGGAGAAAAUUCAAUCAAGUCCACUUACACAAUCAUUGCAAAUAUGUCAGCCUGAAAAAAUAUAUUCUCAGGAAGUCGAAGUUCCUGUUUGUGCAGAAAGUUCCACUGGCGAUGCAGAUUUGUCAAGUCAACAAACUUCGAUGUCACCUGUAACGCAUAUUACAGACAUGGAUAUGCUGCAAAAUCAGGACAUUGAUACAGUAGCUGAGAUUAAUGUUAGAUCUGUUCCCUAUGAAAAAUCUCCUGAUCAGCACCAACAACAAGGGCAAGAGAAGGCAAUCCCAAGUGACAGAACUGAAGCAGAUACAGAACAGGCAAAAUCAAAAGAAGACACUAUUAGUUUGACACAGGGGAGUGAAAACACACAAGGAGAAGUUGAGUUUUCAGAUACUACAGUAGCUGAGGUUCUUGACAUUUGUAGAACAGAAACAGACUCGUUGAGUCAGAUACCUGAUGCAAACCAACCUGACGCUUUUAUGGGACACAUGGACAGUGAUAACCAAAGUAGUCCUGGUGCUGCAAAAGUGUAUACCAUCAUUCUGGAUGUUGAUCAACCUGCAUUUAAACAUGAGCACCACCAGUCAGCUGAUGAUAAUGAAUUUGGUCCUGAAAAUUCUACUGCUAAAUCACGGGACUUUACAUCAGAAGGAACCAACUCUAACAAGGAUCUGAUGCAGUCAAUGGACAGUCUAGAGGAAAUGCAGUCGACCGAACAAACAGAAUCCGUGCAACCGAGUCAGACUGAAAAUGCAGAGGUUCUUGAAAGUUCUAGGGCAGUUGAGAUGUUGGGUCAGAUAGCUGUUUGUACAGAAAGUUACACUGGAGAUGCAGACUUGAUGAGUCAUCAACCUUCUACAUUAUCAGAAAAGGAUAUGACAGGCAUUGAUGUGCUGCAGAAUCAGGAAGUUGACACAACAAAAUUGAUUGAUGCCAGAUCUGUUUCCUACCAGCAAAACACUACAUCUCUAGAUCAGGACAAAGGCGAUGGACAAGAGACCACAAACCUAGAUAACAAAAAUAUAAAUGACCCAGACACUGGAGAAGCAAAAUCAAAACACGAUUAUAUAUUCAGAUUAGGAACUGACCCAGCACAUAGAGAUGCUGAUAUUUCACAUUGUCCUUUACCAGAGGGUCUUGAAAUCUCUAGUACUGGAACUGACUUGUCAAAUCAGGUACCUGAUUCAAACAAGUUUGAAUCUAAUGUGCCAUGCAUGAAGAGUGAAACCAAAAGUAGCCCUGAGACUGAUGAGAUCUGUACUAUCGUUCUGGAUGUUGAUCAACCCAUAUUGAAACCUAUUGGGCAGGAGUCGAUGGAGUUUCCUAAAACUGGAGGUGCCAAAGAAUUCAGUUCUAAAAAUCCCACUUCAAAUGCAAAGGACUCUAAAUCAGGAACAACAAAAAGUAAGGAGGAUCUUAGAUUGUCAUCAAACAGUGUAGAACAGAUGUCGUCAUCUUUACUUCGAGAAUUAACGCAACCAGUUCAGACUGGAAAUGCUCAAGUCCAAACCCCUGUUGAUGUAGAUAGUUCCUCUGGAGGUGCAGAUUUGUCAAGUCAACAAGCUUCAAAGUUAUCAGACAGGGAUGUUACAGAGGCAGAUUUGGUACAAAAUCAGCAGAGUGAUACAACAGAUUUGAUUGAUGCCAGAUCUGUUUCCUACCAGAAGAACACUCUAACUAUAGAAUGGGACAGAGAGGACACACAGGAUACCACAAAACCAGCUGACAAAAACAUGAAUGACCUGGACACUGAACAGGCACAAUUAGAAGAAAACAAUAUUAGGUUUGGACAGGGAAGUGAACCUACACAAAGUGAUAUUUCACAUGGUCCAGUACCAGAGGUUCUUCAGAUUUCUAAGGCAGAAAAUGACUUGUUGAAUCCAAUCCAAUACCAAGAAAAUGACAGUGCCACAGGCACUCAUCCUCCCAGUAUAAAAUCAACAGACUUUAAAUGCACCAUUCAGAAGCAAGUUCCUAAUUCAGGGGACAUUUCAGAGACAUCCAGAGCUGAGUCUGAUUCACUGAUAACAACUGCGGUACCUUUACAGCUGGACUUCAGCAUCCAUCCAGAAGCGAGCUCAAAGGAGCAAGCCAAGGAUUUGGAGAGCCAUGAUUGCUUCCAGCCGGAAGAAAGAUCCAAAGCCAAAAGAAAUGCGUCUGGAAGUGAAGGAGAUCAUCAGUGUGAAGGUUUCAAGGACAACAGCAAACAAACGAGGACAGCAAACCAGCCUUCCCAAGCAUCAGCACUGGACACCUUAUUGGAUAUCAGCACAAAUGUUCACCUUGUAAUGGACACCAGUGAUGGAUAUCAGACUAGGGAGGCAGCCUGGCUUCUAGAAGCAUCAGUUACAGAAUUGGAGAACCAACUAGAAAGGGCUGUUCAUAGGAUACUGAAAUGUCGAUAUCAGCCAGCCCAGCUUAGCACUGAACUGAUGAGUCAGCAACUUCAGGAAGCAGAGAGCUGCAGACAGUAUGUAGAGGAGCAGUUGGUUUCACAGUCUCAACGUGGAGGCACUGGUAUCUCCCAGCGCAACCAAAGUAUGGUGGAGAGAUGGAAUUUGGCACUGUUGGAUGCUACAGCCACAAUACAGGUUAAAGAGGGCCAGCUCCAACAGGUCAAACAAUAUCACCACCAAGUACGGGCCCUCCAAGAUACACUUCAGGAACUGGAAGAAGAGUUGGAUUCACUGAGCCUGGUUGCUUUGAAAAGCAGUGCUAUUCAAGCAAAAAAACUGUGUGAUUUCCUCAAGAGCAUGGAGCAGAAGGAGAGCAUACUGGAAGAACUGAUGCACACAUGUUGCCAUGUGUCACCCUAUUUAGGAGAGGCUGAGGGUCCAGUGACAUGCUUAAUCCAGGUUAAGAAUUUGCAGAAAAAGUGGCAGAUUUUGGAGGCAACAGCAGGCAGAACCUUAAGGCAUGCUGACCAUUGUAUGUCCGAAGCUUCUCUACUAAUGAAGGAUGCUAAGGCACUUCUGGGUGAAGUAGAGGUUCUGGACACAGCUUCUUCCUCACCUUCAACUCAGAUAAAAGACUGCCAAAGCGCCAUACAGGAAACAAUAGCAUUCUCUGAGUUUUUGGAAAUAAAUGAACGAUACCUGUACCUCCUUGAGCUCUCACAUGCACUUUUCCAAUGUCCACUAGGGGAGAAGGAAAAGGAAGACAUUAGCAAUGUUUUCCAAAAUCUGAAAUCUCAGUUGGAUUGUGCUCAGGAGAAACUUUGUACUGAUGCUACCUGUCCUAGUGACCACUUACUGGCAGAGAUCACUAAUACUAUGAAAAGCUGGUUUGCUUGGGCAAAGCAAGCAGAGAUCAGAAUCACCAGAAAAAAGAAGUUAUCUCUUUACCCCGAGGAAGCCAGUCAGCAAGUUAACAGCAUGAAAAAACUGCAGUCAGAAAUAUUCUCCCGGCAAAUCAAAUUGUCCUCUGUGAUUAUGAAAUUAAAAGAGGAGAUUACAGGACUUAGCCAGGUGGAUCCUUCUCUUAUGUUAUCUGCAUUUCAGACCUUAGAGAACUUAUACAGUAAGAUCUCCGAGAAGGCAGAGAGUGUUAGUGCAGAACUGAACCAAAUGUUGUUUGCUAGGCAGAGACUGGACAUGCAGAUUACAGAUAAUAGCACUUGGCUGGCCUCACUCUUGGAGAAAGAGUCCAGUAAAGUUACAGAAAUCCAGCUUCGAGGCUCUACCACAGACUUGCGAGUCUACCAUCAAAAACAUAAAGCUACUUUAAAAGAAGCUGAGAAGCGACUAUCUACCAUUCAGACACUUCUGGAUGAGACAAAGGACAUGGUUCCUGGUCUGAGUACUGUAGACACUUUCCACCUUAUCAACAAACUUUCCACCUUGCAUGAAGAGAUCAGUAGGAUCGUAAAAUGUAAGCAAACCACAUGCUGGGACCUAGAGGAGCUCUUGCAUACCAUGGAAUCUUCUACAGAAGAAUUUGCUGCCAUCCAAAAGAGUUUACGUCAAAUAACAACUGGCCUUGAGAAGCAAAGAUAUCCUGUAACACAAGACUCACUUGCUUCUAUCGACCCUAUGAGACACACACUGAUAGAGCGUCUUUCUCAAGUGACGGAAGUUAAGCAUUGCCAGGAGAACCAGAGGAAAGACCUUCUACGGACCAUUCUGAACUUACAGCAGAAAAUGAGGCUGCUGGAUCAGCAGAGCAUGGAACAUGAAGAAUAUCUGACAUCCAAAAAGCAUUUGGAAAACCACUUUGAGGCCGUGAAGAAGAGAGUUCAUGAGGUUGCUGAUAGCAGCAGAGAUGCUGAUAAACAAUUCCAUAUGGGUCAAACCCUUCUAGUGGAGAUACCUCUGGUUAAGAUGUCCUGUCAGAACACGUCAGAGAAACUGGAGACCAUUUGUAGUGACCUCUUUCCAUCACAAUUGAACUUAGAGAGGCAAAAGAUUCACAGCAUGCUGCAAAGUCUUACUACCUGGGAACAUAUCGUUAGCAAUGAUGUUAAAAACCACGAGGACUACCUAUUGGCUAGCAGUCUUAGCAAUCUAAGGGAGCUGACUCCACUAACUGAACACUUUAUGAGAGUUGAAGAGCAGCUAAAGCAGAACACCUGCCUGGAUCCAAACGACCAAGCCAUUACCAUGGCACUACAAACGUGCUUGACACUUGAGAGGUCGGUAGCAUCUGGACUACGGAUGUUGGAGACUUGCAAAGACUGGACAGCUAUUGAAGGCUAUGGAAAAACCACUGAUACAGGAAGAAGAAUUUUAAAAGACUGUAAAAUGCAAAUGGAAAACCUUCUCAAGGCAAAGGAGGCCCUGAAAGACACUCGCAGUGCUGUCCGACGAGCUGUUGGUUUCCUUCAGCAGAUUGAGACGAAACUCUUUGUUCCAUCUGCCAGCUUCAAAGACUCUAAAGAAGAACUGAACCAUACUCAACAACUUCUUGCUAGCCUGUCUAAAGGAUUCCAGCAACACGUGACUGAAUUACAGACCCAACUGCCCUCACUAGCAUGUUUUUCUCCUCAAAUUAAGGAGCUCCAUAUCCAGGUUGCCAGCCACCUCCAUGUGAUUGAUGCCAAAUUGGAAGCACAAGCUCAGCUCAAACUGGAAGCCCUUCAGAGGUGCUUAAUGGAACAGGCCACUCACACCGAACAGCAUGAUGACAUGAACCACCUUCUUCAAAACUUUGACCUCCAACUUUCAGACAGCUUCAGUCACAAACCAAAUUCUUUAGAAGAGUGCAAAGACCAGCUUGAGAAAAUUAAGGUGCUUCAGGAGGAGCUAUUUAACAUACAUACAAGGCUGGAGGAGUUAAAAGGCAAAUGUCCACUGCUGAACUGUAACAUAGGUGCAGAGAAGAGACUGGGACAUCUCCAGAGGCAUUGGGCUUUGCUGCAGAGUCGGCUGGAUGCACUGAAAUCCAGAGCAGCCCAUACAGAAACACAAUGGAGGGAAAUUAAAUUAAGAAUCAAGAGAUCCAGGGAAGCUCUUGACCAUCUUCAACACAGCCUCUCUGAGAUCUCCAAGACAAAGGGAUCUCUUGUGAAGCUUCAAGAGAUCCUGGGACAAACUGAAGAGCUUCAAAAUGAACUGGACCAAGAGCAAGUCACGCUGGUCUCUCUUCAACGGUAUGAAUCACGACUGCUGAGCGCCUCAAAAGUUCAGGAGUAUAACACUCCCAGCCAAACAAGCCAGGACCUGCAAUCCCUUCUGAGCAGUUGCAGAAGCCUAAGAGAACAGAGCAAUGAGGUGAGACAUGAUGUGUUGUCUGAGAUCCAGGAGUGGAAUCGCUUUCAGGAGGAAUUGAAGGGAGUGCAGCAGAGUAUUGUCUCCCUGCUGUCAGUCCUGCAGAGCCAGUCAGAUUCCAGACAUAUACGGGAGGUUCGAGGAGGGGUAGACUCUCAGCAUGUCAGACUGCAGGACAUUAUGAACAGGGUGAGGAAGAGGAGCAAGAACCCACCUCAAGAGAUCCAGAAUCUACAUCACCAGGUCACUCUGUCCGUGAAGGAGGCCAAGGACAUGGUGGGACAGGCUAUGGCAAGGAGUGGCUCUCUUCAGAGAAUGAGUGAGCAUGUGGACAAAGUGACUGUGGGUUUAAGACGUGUCGAGGCCCUGCUGCAGCAGAAGAGUCCCACUGUAAAAGAAGCUGAGAGCAUACUCAAGCGGGUAUGGGAUGAAUUGGACCAAUGGCACUCACGGAUCAAUGAACUAGAGGCAGAGGUUCAGGAGUUGGCUGAGGAGCAGCCUGAGAGAGUUCAUAUACUAAUGGAUGAGCUCACCAAGCCCCUGCAGCUCUACCAGACUGUAGCCAAGCAGGCAGAGCAGAGGACAGCCUUCAUUAACAGAAUCCCUACAUGUCUUCAAGAGUAUCAGGACGUUCUGCGUAGCUCUACAUGCUGGCUGGCUGAGACUCAGUCCUGGCUAAAAACUCCUCAGACCUACACGACGGCCAAGUGUCUGCACAGCCAUGCCAACUCCCUACAGAUGGUGCUGGAUGAGUCAGAAGGGAUACAAGGGUCUCUGAAGGCUUUCGGGCCUUCACUCCAGGAGAUAUCAGCUGUAUGUGACACCAGUACUGAGGAGCAGAACUUUUUGCAGAUCUGCACCAACAUUAGCUCCAUGCAGCACAGUGUUGUGGAACCUCUUUCUCAGCUCCAGCAUGCAGCAGCAGAGAUGGAUGCAAUUGAAGCGGAGGUGAAGACAAUGGAGAAGAGUAUCUCCAAGAUCAGAAGUAUCUUAUCGACUGUAAAGACAGAGGACAUAACCCCAGAGGAGCAUCUUCAAAACAGACAGAUAAUCCUAGAAACCCUGCAGGCCAUGCAGAGGACCUUAGCUGAGAUCGAGAGGUGCAGGGAUGGCCUGGGUCUGCCUACAGGAGCCGAACUCAGUCUCUCGGUUUUCCACAGAGCUGAGCAGCUUCAUCCUCAUAUCAACGAGCUCCAGCAGCUCACCGAGGAGCAAAGCGCUGCGUUCAGGGCUGCUAUUCGUCAGUCCAUGCCUCUUAUCUCUCCCUCUGAUGGAGGAAUGGUGUCCAGUCUUACCCUUCAGUCCUCUGGGGAUGUGAUGGUGCCUGUGGAAAGAACAUACUCGAAAGAAGAGGAUGAUGAAGAUUAUGAAGAUGAAGGCAGUCAGUCUUCAUCUUCUGGGACUCUCACUUGCAGUGCUUCAGAGGACCCAGAUGAGAUUUCAGUGGGUGAAGAUCCUGGUGCUGACACUGUGUUCCAAGAGUCUGUCACCGAGGAAUCUUUUCCUGGAGAAACAGAAAGGCCAGUGGAGACGGAACUAGAAAGUGUUACUUCACCUAACCAGCUUGAAACAACUAUUUCAAAUACAACACACAGCAGAUCAGUUGAUGAUGAUGAUGCAGUUCACGUGCAUGUUCCUGUUACAACUCCAGAGGUGUUAUUACCUCUGACAACUGAUGAUGCUGUGCAACCUGACAUAUCACCUAAAGAACCAGAGGAAACACUGGAGGACAUUAAAUAUCCAGAAACAACAGAGACGCCUGAAGGAAUGACACAUGAAAAUGAAUUAAAACCAGAGCAGACAGGGAUAUCUGCUGUAAAGCCAGGACUGAUCUGUGAAAACAAGGACGUUGUGGACAUGAAGACUGAGUCCGGCAUUCAAGAAAUAUUAACUGAUCAAGUCGAAGGGUCCAGAUCCAAAUCUCCUGAGAAAGAAAGUAUGGCAUGUACUACGAUCGGUGAAGACCAUAAGCUAGUUGAGACUACAGUCCCUACACUGGACACAGACACUGUCUCUCUGGAGGACAAAGCACUGAAUCUCGAUGAGACUCCAGUGGAUGAAGCUCCUGCUGAAACUACCGCUGCCCCUGAGCUCCAAGUAUCUGUCACUAAGGACCCAGAUGAGAUUUCAGUGGGUGAAGAUCCUGGUGCUGACACUGUGGUCCAAGAGUCUGUCACCGAGGAAUCUUUUCCUGGAGAAACAGAAAGGCCAGUGGAGACGGAACUAGAAAGUGUUACUUCACCUAACCAGCUUGAAACAACUAUUUCAAAUACAACACACAGCAGAUCAGUUGAUGAUGAUGAUGAUGCAGUUCACGUGCAUGUUCCUGUUACAACUCCAGAGGUGUUAUUACCUCUGAUAACUGAUGAUGCUGUGCAACUUGACAUAUCAACUAAAGAACCAGAGGAAACACUGGAGGACAUUAAAUAUCCAGAAACAACAGAGACGCCUGAAGGAAUGACACAUGAAAAUGAAUUAAAACCAGAGCAGACAGGGAUAUCUGCUGUAAAGCCAGGACUGAUCUGUGAAAACAAGGACGUUGUGGACAUGAAGACUGAGUCCGGCAUUCAAGAAAUAUUAACUGAUCAAGUCGAAGGGUCCAGAUCCAAAUCUCCUGAGAAAGAAAGUAUGACAUGUACUACGAUCAGUGAAGACCAUAAGCUAGUUGAGACUACAGUCCCUACACUGGACACAGACACUGUCUCUCUGGAGGACAAAGCACUGAAUCUCGAUGAGACUCCAGUGGAUGAAGCUCCUGCUGAAACUACCGCUGCCCCUGAGCUCCAAGUAUCUGUCACUAAGGACCCAGAUGAGAUUUCAGUGGGUGAAGAUCCUGGUGCUGACACUGUGGUCCAAGAGUCUGUCAUCGAGGAAUCUUUUCCUGGAGAAACAGAAAGGCCAGUGGAGACGGAACUAGAAAGUGUUACUUCACCUAACCAGCUUGAAACAACUAUUUCAAAUACAACACACAGCAGAUCAGUUGAUGAUGAUGAUGCAGUUCACGUGCAUGUUCCUGUUACAACUCCAGAGGUGUUAUUACCUCUGACAACUGAUGAUGCUGUGCAACUUGACAUAUCAACUAAAGAACCAGAGGAAACACUGGAGGACAUUAAAUAUCCAGAAACAACAGAGACGCCUGAAGGAAUGACACAUGAAAAUGAAUUAAAACCAGAGCAGACAGGGAUAUCUGCUGUAAAGCCAGGACUGAUCUGUGAAAACAAGGACGUUGUGGACAUGAAGACUGAGUCCGGCAUUCAAGAAAUAUUAACUGAUCAAGUCGAAGAGUCCAGAUCCAAAUCUCCUGAGAAAGAAAGUAUGACAUGUACUACAAUCAGUGAAGACCAUAAGCUAGUUGAGACUACAGUCCCUACACUGGACACAGACACUGUCUCUCUGGAGGACAAAGCACUGAAUCUCGAUGAGACUCCAGUGGAUGAAGCUCCUGCUGAGACUACCGCUGCCCCUGAGCUCCAAGUAUCUGUCACUAAGGAAUCUCUUCCCGAAGAAAUCGAAAAGUCAGUGGAGUCUGCACCCUUAAAAACUGAGAAUGGUGCUUCAUUGAAACAAAAGUCCAUUGUUAAAGAUGCUGAUCCUGUAUCUGCCACUGUUUGUCCACAACAUCUUGAUUCAUCAAUACCUGUCACACCUGAUCCUGCUGUGCAACUUUACAUACCAACGAAACUAACCAGUAAAGACACUGAGGAAAUGCUGAAGGACAUCAAACAGGCAGAAGCAAUGGAGAAGACUGAAGGAGUGACACAGAACGAUGCACUAAAGCCAGAGCAGAUAGGGGCGUCUCCUGUAAAACCUGGACUUGUUAGUAAAGACAUGGACAUUGUCGACAUGGGGACUGAGUCAGAGCUUCAGGAAAUGUUGGAAGAGUCCAAAUCCAAAGCUAUAGAGAAGGAAACGGUGAGACAAACUUGCGUCAGUGAAGACCAAAAGAGAGCUGUGUCCUUCUUAGAUGCAGUGCCUAUAUUGGACACAAAUGCUACACCUCAGGAGGAUACAGCACUGCAGGAGGUGCAGAAGGAGCUCCAAGAGCAGAGAGAUCUGAUAAAGGCCAUUGCUCGCCACAGCAGUAGCUCCGAUCUGGAGCAGGAGGACCAGAUACAGUCUCAGAAAUGUGCAGAAUCCAUUGGUGGGAGCCUGUAUGUUCCUGAGCAGCCAAAAGAGAUGGAAGUGACCUGGGUCCAACUUCUUCCCAGACUAGACCUUCUGCUGGACUCAGAAAACAUUGAACGGGACAGAACUAAAUUAGAGGUGAAAAGUAUAGCUGAGGAUGAAGUAGUUCGUGGUGCUAGAGCUUCCAUCACCCAGGAAAUGCAUGGGCAUGCUGAGCGACUUCGGCUUAUCAAUCAUAAGAGAGUCACGCAAGCCACUCCAGCUGCUAUUGUUCAGUCUGAGCUGUGUGAGGCCGUGACUGGUCUGAGUCACACACUCUCCAGAAUCACACACAUACUUCAGUCUCCGUCAGAGAUGAGCAGGGAGACCAGCCAGCUCCAUCUGCUCAAUGUGCAGUGUCUGUCAUCACAGUUGGCUUCUAUAAGCAGUAUGAUCAGCGGUAUGGGCCAAGAAAUCGUUGUCUCUGAGGACUCAGUUGCAACUUCCUGUCUGGAGCGAAUCAGUAGUUGCAUAUCCUCCAUUCAGAGGGCCUUGUCAUCCCAAGAGGAGCUGUUGAGUAGGCAGCUAGGUCAUACUCCACAGCUUCAGGUUGCAGUACAGUUGCUUGAAAGUCCAGUAUCUGUACUGGAGGCCAAAGAAGCACAGCAUAGUAAAUCAACCAACUUCAUUCAAGAUCUCUCAAGCCUACAGGUGUGGAGUUCCAUGCAAAAGGACAAGAGGACAGAACAAGAGGUUUCAGCACUACACCGCUGCUAUCAGGCUAAUCUACAGGGUCUGAAGGAUCUGUUGGAGCUGGGCUCCGAGCGACUUCAACACAGUCAAGAUACGCAUGAGCACAGCUGCAGCCAACUCCACAGCCUGCUCAGAGGACACAAGAGGUACUUCAAAGAGUUGAGGUGGCACCAUGCGAUGAUCCAGCAUCUAUCCAAGCAGAUACCAGAAGAAGCACUGCAAGAUCAUAAAGAAGUUGAACAGUUGGUCUCAGAGCUGGUUCUGCAGGCUUUAGAACAAGGAGUUCACGUACAGCACAACUUAGAGGAGUGCUCUCGAUAUGAAGAGAUGGGAGUGAAACUGGGGAGGCAGCUGGAAGAGCUGGAGGCAGCAAUGCCCAGUAAUGACCUGAACUCCGAAUCUAAACCAAAAUUACGAGACCAGCUGCAGGCCUACCAGCAGUUGCAAAGGCUCCUGCAGGACAGCAGGCCCCAGUUGGAACUGCUGCAAGCCCAGGGUUCGUUUCCUGAGCCAGCGAACCACACUGGUCCAAGUUCACAGCUUCAGAAUAACUGGCUAGCUCUCCACAGACAGCUGGAGCAGGAGAUCCAACGCACAAAGGAGAUGCAAGUCAGCUAUGAUAGGUUUCAGGGCAAUUCUGCUGAACUGAACGUAUGGAUUGCUUCUGUACUUGAAAAUGUGCAAAUGUGGAACAAGCUCUGUGAUCCUAAUCCACAGGAUUCAACGUUUCUUCUGACAAAUAUCAUGAACUUCUUUAAGGAGCUGGAAAGCAGGUCUUUACAGAAGGCCAGCGCAGUGAGAGCAGGUAUGCAGGUCCUGCAACUGUCAGACACAGAGACUCCUGAACUACGCCAGCAUUUGGUUCGGCUUGAGCAAGAGUGGACAGAGCUCACUCAUGCUGUCCCCUCUGUCCAGCACACACUGCAGCAGCUGUUGGCAGGUCUAGGUCAGCGUGAGGUCAGGGCUUAUCUGUCUGCCUGGCUGGAGCAAAUAAAGAGCAGACUGGAGGAGGAGAGUGCCAGUGAGCAUCGUGUCCUAAACUCGACUGAGCUCACCACAUUUCUGCAGCAUCUGAAGGACUGUAAAGCAGAAAUGACAAGUCGACAGCCGUGCAUAGACUUCCUCAACCAUUCUGUAGAAGAGAAGGGCUUUGUGGAUGAUACAGCCAAUCGUAAUGAGCGUUUGACCCUUGCUGAGCAACUGGGAGCCCUAAAUCUCGAUUGGAUCCUCCUACAAAGAAAGAUUGACCUCAAGAUGCGAGAAAUAGAGCACAAAAAGCAGGACUGUGCACAGAGAGAGCGACGUCUGCAGCGACUCUGCAGCUGGAUCUCAGAGAAAGAAAAGAAGAUGAGCGUGAAUAGGAGGCCAGCUGGCUGGACACACAUACAGCAAGCUUUAACAGAUUCCGAGGAGGAGGAGGAACAGUUAAAGCUAAAAUCCACUGAGCUGCUGCAGUUGAGAACUCUUCACGUGUUAGGGCAGAAGGAUGGCCAGCAUCCAGGAGAUCAGACAUUCUUUUCACAGGUGGAGAGCAUCAGUGAGCAGUGCCAAACUCUGAGGCAACAGGUGGGUGCUGUUCGGACUGUUCUGGUCAGGCUGAAAGAACAGUGGGCUCAGUUGGACUCAGCACUAAGGGACGCAGUGCUGCACACUGUCAGUGUGGCCUAUAAGCUGGAGUGCAGCAAGAUUCCUACAUUGUCACUCCAGCAGAGCAAAGAACAUGUAGAUCAGCUUCAGGAGCUUCACACGGAGGUAGAAAGAUCAGCGGAGAAUUGGACGAACUUGGCCAGUCUAUUUUCAGACCUGAAAGACAAAAUCCACCCUGGUGCUUCUGUACUUUUGUCUAAUGAAUUGGAUCAAGGGAAAGCACGGUGGUCAGCUGUGGUGCGUGACGUCACUUUGGAGCUGCAGAAGUCUCAGACGGAGCUGCGUCUCUGGCAGGAGUACAGGCGGCUGUAUGAGGGCUGCUCCGAGCAUGUGAACCUUUACUGGGAGCAGUGUGAGGCUUUUCUGAGCCUUCCGAAAAAACAGGAGCAUGACAUCAAGCUGCUUCACAGCAGGAUAAAAAACAUCAGCGAGUUGGAGGACAAACUGGAAACAUUACGGGGAAAUGUUGGAACUGUAUUAGAGGCUUCUAAGCUUCUCGUGGCACAGCUAGAGCCCCGGGCAGCCCCUGUGAUCCAGUCAGAAGCCAGGAUUCUCUCUCGUGAUCUUGCGCAUCUGAGCCAGACACUAGUUAAAACACGGGAACAACUCCAGGAGGAGCUGGAAGAUCACGUCGGUUUCAGUACUGAUUUGGAAUCACUAACGCAGUGUCUUGAAAGAUCUGAAAGUGUAUUGACCUCCCCCUCUGCAAGCAUUGAGCACCUACAGCUGGCUCUUUUGGAGUUGAGUGCACAGACCCCUGACCUCGGUGCUCUGAAUGAGAGGAGCCUCAGAUUGCCACUUACUGCUUCUGAGGCCGAGCGGCUACAAGUCCUCAAUGCACACUGGGUGCAAGUCUUUACCCAAACCAUGAACAGGCACAGGGAAAUGUAUAGUGUGCAGUUGUGCGAUCAGAGCUUCCAGCAGAAGUGCCAAGGUUGGAUGGUUCUACUGGAGAAACUGGAAUCCGGGCUCCCCAAUGGCAUUUCUGGAAAUGAUUCUUCUAUGAGAGAACAGCUUGCUGUACACCAGAAGCUAAAGAUGGAAGUGCUGAUUGGCCAGCAGCUCCUGGAUGCUGUGGUCAGUGAGGCAUUGAGGCUUUUGGAUGAAAGUCAGGUCGAAGACAGGAAAGAUCUGAUUCUGAGGUUGACCCAGUUGAAGGAGCGAUGGCGAGAAACACUGCGUAGGGUUCAGCAGCGUAGCAGGUGCCUAGAGAAGCAAACCAAACAAUGGAGGCUGUAUAGGACAGGCCUGAAAAGACUUUGGAAACUUCUGAAGGACUUAGAAUAUUUACUGUCCCCUGCUGGAUUGGCACCUUACAGCUUUCAACAGAUUCAACAAUUCAUUCAGAAAUAUGAGCAGGCUCAGGAGAAGCUGAACGAUCAUAAGGAACUCUAUACCCAGACUCUGCAGGCGUACAGGCAGAUCUUACCCCUGGCAGAUGUACAGACACAAGCUGAGCUGAAGGCCCAAAUUGGGGCUUUGCAGGAAGCCUGGGAGCAAAGUAAUGGUCUGGUUGUAAAGAGGAAGGCUCUCUGUGAAACUGUUGUUCAGAAAUGGAGUUGCUGCGAGGAUGGACUUGCUGAUAGUGCGCUCCAUCUGAGAGAGAUUGCUGUCCGACUAAAGCAGCCACCACCAGACAACAUGGAGCUUCAGGAGAAGCUCUUCAAGGAGGACGAGAGGUCUUUGGAGCUGUGGGCUGGAGGAUUGAAGGAGCUGGUCACCAUGAAGGCAGAUAUCUCGCAGUAUGUGCUGCCCACAGACACGGUACUUCUCCAGGGACAGGUGGAGGAACUGCACAGCCAGUGGGAAGAACUUUGCCAGAAGGUGUCCAAGCGUAAACAAGAGAUUGCUGACCGCCUGAAUGCAUGGACGAUUUUCAACGACAAACACCAGGAGCUUUGUGAGUGGUUGGCACAGAUGGAAAGAAAGGUUACGCACAGCAGUGAUUACUUCAGCAUCGAGGAGAUGGUUGAGAAACUGAAAAAGGACUGCAUGGAGGAGAUUAACCUCUUCAGUGAGAAUAAGAGUCACCUUAAGCAGCUGGGGGAGCAGCUCCUUUUAGCCAGCGACCAAGCCAAAGAGGCCAACAUCCAUGGUGUACUCCAAGAUGUCAAUGACCGUUGGCAGCAUCUGUUUGACCACAUUGAAGCCAGAGUGAACAAGCUGAAAGAGACUCUAGCUGCUGUGCAGCAACUAGAUAAGAACAUGAGUAACCUGCGGAGCUGGCUGUCCCACAUCGAGGCAGAGCUGACCAAGCCUGUACACUACAGCAUCUGCAAUGGAGACGAGAUCCAGAAGAGACUAGAAGAACAGCAGGAGCUGCAGCGGGACAUUGAGCAACACACAGAGGGCAUAACAUCUGUCCUCACUUUGUGUGACAUGCUGCUGCAUGAUGAGGACGCCUGCAGCAACAGCACUGAAAAUGAUUCCAUCCCGCAGAUCACGCACAGUCUGGACCAGCGCUGGAGAAAUAUCUGCUCAAUGUCCUUAGAGAGGAAGACAAGGAUUGAGGAGACAUGGAGGUUGUGGUGUAAGUUUCAGGACGAUUACUCGCAAUUUGAAGAGUGGCUAAACUUAGCUGAGCAUACUGCUGCUGAACCCAAGUCAUCUGAUGUUCUUUACACUGUGGCUAAAGAGGAGCUCAAGAAAUAUGAGGCAUUCCAGAGAGAGGUACAUGAAAAGCUGGCCCAAAUAGAAUUGAUUAAUAGUCAGUACCGGCGGCUGGCCCGGGAGAACCACACUGACUCAGCUAACAGGCUGCGGACCAUGGUGCACCAGGGCAACCAGCGUUGGGACGCUCUGCAUAAGAGAGUGGCUGCCAUACUGCGCAGGCUGAGGCAUUUUACAACUCAGAGAGAGGACUUUGAAGGGACACGAGCGAGCCUGCUGGUCUGGCUGACUGAGAUGGACUUGCAACUUACCAAUGUGGAGCACUUCUCAGAGAGUGACAUCGAACACAAGCUGAAAAAGCUCAAAGGUCUCAAGAAGAAGAUAACUCAGAAUACAGAAAAGAUCGAUGCUCUGAUUGUGGUCGGUGAGGGUUUGAUUCAGAGGAGUGCUCCCCUGGAUGCUGUGCUUAUCGAGGAUGAGCUCGAAGAACUGCAUUCCUACUGCCAAACAGUGUUCAGCCGAGUGGGCUGCUUCCACCAGCGCCUCACCAGCCCUCAGCCUAUGUUGGACAAACCCGAGCUCUGUAUCAGCGAGAACACUGCAGGGAUGGAAGUUUCUGAUGUAGCUGAACCAAGCCAUGACACAUCCACCAGCCAUGCCUCCAUGUCCCUCCUGGUCCCCCCACAGGAGCGGUCAGGCUGUGAGACGCCGCUCAGUGUUGACUCCAUCCCCCUGGAGUGGGACCACACUGGAGAUGUGGGUGGUUCCUCCUCACAUGAGGAGGAGGAUGAUGCAAGCUUCUUCAGCUGCCUCUCAGGUGUGGAGGUCACAGAGAGCUCUGAGGCCUUUGUAAACGCCACAGUGCAGUCUUUUACAGCGAUCUCGGUCUCAGGACGAGAUGUGGCGGCUCAGAGCUGGCACUCACAGGCUGUUCCAGAUAAAAUCCCCUUUACCCUUUCCGGUACAAAAGGACACACACCUGAUCUUCCUGAACAUGAAAGCACACCUUUUAAAAAAGGCUAUGUUGAGAUCAUGUCUGAGUGCAGCAGCAGCAUUAAGAACGUAAAGAAGGUCUCGCUCAUCCUGGAUGAUGAUGUACAUCAGGAGAGCCAAGGAGGUCUCACCAGCCUCGCAGCUGCAGACAAACAGUCAAGAGUGAUCGAGCGCUGGGAGCUCCUCCAGGCGAGAGCAGUCGGAGAGGAGCAGUGCUACAGCAGAGACCGGGAACAGCUGACAUCUGACCUUCACAACAUCACUUCCUGGCUGGGCCAGGUCAUCCCGGAGCUCAAGAAGCUCCGAAAUGCAGAGACAGCAAGCGUUAGUGUGCAGAUUAUGGAGGCCAGGGUCAAACAGCUAAAGGACAUACAGAAGGCUUUUGCGCGCUAUAAGACGCUGAUGCUAAGUCUGAACUUAGGCGGACGGGAGCUGCAGUGUGAGACAGGUCCGGAGGUGCAGCAGCUACAGGAAGACUUGUGCAGCAUGAACCGGAGCUGGACCGAGGCUGGUGUGAGCUUGGAGGAGUGGGAGGACAGUCUGCGAAAGUCCUUCAUGCAUUGCCAGGAGUUCCAUGAGACGUUGCACUCGCUCUUGCUGUGGCUGGCCCACGCUGAGAGCAGGAGAUUCACCGUUAACAUCCAUGAUCCAUCUGUACUGCCCUCCGUGUUGCAUGAACACAGAACUGCACUGAUGGGUCUGGAAGAGGAGCUGAAAGCCAGGCAGAGGCGAGCGUCAUCUCUGCAGGAGAUCACCGCCGAGCUCCUCCCUGAGUCAGGGCCAGAGGAUGACUUUGAGGCUACAGAGAAGCUCCACGUCAUCUGCAACAAAUUACGGCUGCUUCUGCGUCAGGUCAAGCAGGACCUCCAAACUGUUCAAGAGCGCUUGGACUCCUCUGAGGCAUUGGCUGUGAGUCAAGGACAAGAUCCUGGAUCUUCAUCUACGCAGCUAACCGCAAGCAGAUCAUCCAGCACCACUAGGACGCAGAAUAGGGAUUCAUCCCCACCGCGUUCUUUCUUCUAUCGGGUCUUGCGAGCAGCCUUCCCGCUCCACCUCCUCUUCCUCCUGCUGCUGGUUUUCACUUGCCUGGUGCCACUGUCCGAAGAAGACUACAGCUGUACUCUGUCUAACAACUUUGCCAGAUCGUUCUAUCCUAUGCUGCGCUACACUAAUGGACCUCCUCCAACUUAAUACAAUUAUACACACACACACACACACACACACACACACACACACACACACACAAAUAAUAACUGAUUGGUG
Molecule: messenger RNA, 30890 nt
Organism: Neoarius graeffei (lesser salmon catfish)
Lineage: Eukaryota; Metazoa; Chordata; Actinopteri; Siluriformes; Ariidae
Product: nesprin-2
Exons: 118
Coding region: 216-30818 (10200 amino acids)
Cellular component (GO): membrane
Molecular function (GO): protein binding
Source: RefSeq, a predicted model, not a curated record